Molecule: messenger RNA, 1578 nt
Organism: Truncatella angustata
Lineage: Eukaryota; Fungi; Ascomycota; Sordariomycetes; Amphisphaeriales; Sporocadaceae
Product: Alpha/Beta hydrolase protein
Exons: 1
Coding region: 1-1578 (525 amino acids)
Source: RefSeq, a predicted model, not a curated record
AUGGCGUGCACUGUUGAAUCAGAGAGACUCGGUGUCUUGCGGGGCCUAGAGGUGAAAUCGAAGGACUCGGACUCGAGCAUCUACUAUUAUGGAAGUGUCCCGUAUGCCUUGGCCCCAGUUGAAGAAUGGCGGUUUCGCCGGCCAAGGCCCUUGCCCCAAAGCUAUCGAUAUCAUGGGACUUACACAGGAAACACCCCGGUCUGUCCACAGCCAGAAUGGCUCGGUUCCCGUCAAGAAAAGCUAUGGGAUGAGGACUGUCUCCGCUUAAACAUAUACAUUCCUGCCGGAAAGCCGCCCUCGGAGGGCUGGCCAGUUUUCUUCUACAUUCAUGGCGGUUUCUUACAAUGGGGCAACCCCAAUAUGGCACCCGAAGAUAUCGCACCGCUACUGACGGAGACAGCGUUUCGGUGCAUCAUUGUCCAGCCAGCCUACCGCCUCAAUGCUUUUGGUUUCCUGGCGAGCCACGAGCUGCAAGCUGAAGCCGAAGGUCACGGCCAUACCGCGGGCAACAAUGGCUUCUGGGAUCAGCGUGCGGCCCUCGAGUGGACUCAUGCGAACAUUGGAGACUUCGGAGGAAACCCUCGCAACAUCACAGUUGGGGGCUACUCAGCUGGUGCGCAUAGCACGUUCCAACAGCUUGCCCACGAGCUCUACUUUGUGCCAGCCGACAAGGCGAUCAUCCGGCGGGCGAUCAUGUGGAGUAACAGUCCAGGAAUUCAGCCGAAAGACAUGCAAGAACAGCAAAAGCAGUUUGAUGAACUGCUCUCGGCGCUUGGGAUCUCUCUUGGACUCUCUGCUUCGGAGAAGCUGAAGAAGCUAAGACAGACCCCUGCACGGGACAUCAUCGAUGCUCAAGCCGAGAUGAAGAUUACAGAUUUCCGUGCGACUACGGACAACUCCUUCAUCUCGGCCGAAAGUAUAGCCCACAUCAAUUCGGGGGACUUCGCCCGACGAAUGAAGAGUCGAGGCAUCAAACUAAUGAAUGGAGAAUGCCAGGACGAGCACAAUCUCUAUCGCGCCUGGCGGACGGCCAAGGACUCUUACGACGGUCUCUACACCAGGCUAUGCGCAGACUAUCCAGAGAGAGCUGUCCAGAAGUUGCUACGGUAUUAUUGCGGCCCAUCACAGAGCCUUCCCCCCGGGUACACGAGCUGGCAGGAUCUCUUCGGGCACGCCUAUGCCAACCUGCAAGUUCAUUGCAUCGAGCGUGGGUUUCACAAUAAGCUCUCGACGCAGUUACAGCCCGGCAGGGACCUUUUGAGAUACAGAAUCGAGUGGCGCGCUGGAUGCGCUGGCUAUCCGCCCGAGUGGGGUGUCACCCACGCAACGGACAUGGCUAUCUGGUUCUGGUAUCCUGAUCUCACAGACGAGGAGAAGAAGAUCCUAAAGCCCUGGAACGAGGCGUUCGCUCGGUUUGUCAAGGGCGAGCAUGCCGACUGGGGAACAAAGAACAUGCAGGAGAUGAGACGAUUGCGACCUGACGGACAAACUGAUAUUUUGAAGGUCGAUGAGAAGUGGGAGGAAGGUUUGCAUGUUUGGAAACUUGUCAACGGGAGCGACGACAAACCGCAGCUUUAA